Chiroxiphia lanceolata (lance-tailed manakin) is the source of this 1202-nucleotide messenger RNA. It is a transcript of the gene RIPPLY1, whose product is annotated as ripply transcriptional repressor 1. The record is from RefSeq and is a predicted model, not a curated record. Gene Ontology annotation, cellular component: nucleus. The transcript is spliced from 5 exons. The coding region runs from base 636 to 1151 and encodes 171 amino acids. Gene Ontology annotation, biological process: negative regulation of transcription by RNA polymerase II; embryonic pattern specification. NCBI's taxonomy places the organism in Eukaryota, Metazoa, Chordata, Aves, Passeriformes, Pipridae.
CUGCACGCGGGUGUGGAGGUUGGCAGAGGUGGCGGAGCGAGCUGGUUUGUUUUCCCUCUGCUUUGUUUCAGAAUUCCUCCUCCUUCGGUGCCUUGCGAAACCGGACUGAGCCCACUCCGCCCUGGCACCACCGCGGCCAGUGGCCUCCGUGUCACCCCGGGAACGCUCCUGGCUGAGCGUGCUGCCACCCCCCAGGGCCUCCGCUCCGCUCCCCGUCCCCCCCUGCCACCUCAAAUGCUUGGCACCAAAGUUUCCCAACUUUCUACCUCCUCUCCUGUGCACUAACCAAGCCCUCCCGUGCCGUCCCAGGGGUGUUGCUGGAAAAGAAAUGCCUGGGGUGCCCAGGGUGCUGGCAAAAAGGGCCGGGAGGGCUGUGCCGGGGCUCUGCGGUACUUACGGAGGAGCUGGAGGAGCAGUGCGGGACCGAGGGCAGCUGCAGCCCGGGGUCACCCAGGACUGGAGGCGGCUGGUCGGGGCAGGAGAUCGCAGCCCCUCCGCCCCCAGCCCCCCCCCAGCCCUCUGUUUACACAACUGGGACAAAUUUCACACCGCAGGGACUGCUGUCCCCACACCACCAAGUCCUCUGCUCCCCUGCCCCAAAGAAUUUGUGAGUCACCGCCGAGGCAGGGCUAUAAAUGUGUCCUCACCGAGGGUCUGCAGCGUCAGAAGGGACAGUGUUGCCUGCCACCAUGCAAGCUGCUGCCUGUUGCCUGCCUCCCCACGGGCUCCGGGUGCCUGUGGCCACUGCUUGCCCAGCUCUGGGGCUGGAGCAAGGGGGAAGACCCCUUCCUCUCUGGAGACCGUGGCUGCCCCGAGCCCAGGAGGGACCCGGGAGGCGGCGGGAGCAGACGGACCCUGCUCAGACUCGGGACGCAGUGAGGGAUGGCGGCCCCGACAAAGCGCUGUCUUUCUUCAGGCACCCGGUCAGGCUCCUCUGGCCCAAGUCCAAGGCCUUUGACCACCUGUACGGCGUCGGGGAGAAGCUGCUGGAGAACUUCCCGGUGCAGGCCACCCUCUGCUUUUAUGAGGACUCGGGCAGCGAGGAGGAUGAGGAGGAGGAAGAAGAAGAGGAGGAGGAGGAGGAGGCAGGGGGUGUGACAGCGGGUCUCUUGCCGCAGGCUGGCAGCGCCGGCCCCGGCAAGCCGUUGUGAGACGGCAGGCAGGGGCAGGCGGACCCUGCUGCGAGCGGAGCGGGCACAGAC